Molecule: messenger RNA, 708 nt
Organism: Haliotis rubra (blacklip abalone)
Lineage: Eukaryota; Metazoa; Mollusca; Gastropoda; Lepetellida; Haliotidae
Product: phytanoyl-CoA hydroxylase-interacting protein-like
Exons: 1
Source: RefSeq, a predicted model, not a curated record
UCAGAUUACCUGCGUAGGCUGCUGAAGAAGGCUGAUACAUACUGCAAUGGGUUCCCUGCCGAGAGGGUGAGUGUCCUCUACCACAACAAACCAUUCUCCUACUUCCAAAAUAUUCGGAGAUACCACAACAACAUUAUGAAACCUUGUAUGAAGGACCACGGAGGUGAUCACCGCAGUCCCAUAAACGGUAGACUUGUGGGUAGUUUCUUUGGGGUGACCCUGUACAGGGGCGAUCUUCCAGAUAGGUCACCUUUCGGAGACACCAGAGUGACCGUGCCUUUGACGGAGGUCUUUGAUGACUAUGCCAACCUUUACUUUGCUGAUUUCUACUGCAAGCCCUCGCGAUCCCGUAUUCACUAUGUGACGCUUGUCCUCGCAAAGUCUGGGUCACACUCGGACGAUUUCUGUAGAAGACAUCUCACCCUGCUGAGGCCUUAUGACAACCUGUAUUUGAGAAGGGAAUACUACUCUAACACUUACCGUUCACUGCGCCGCACUGGUGUAAACGUGGAAGAAUUGUAUACAGAAGCCAUCAACAUCUCGAGCAGGCCUACCAGCCUUACUAAUGUCGUGGGUCAAGGUCACAGCACCCCGGGUGGUAUACAGAAGAUUCUGGGAUGUGUCAUUUGCAAUGUAGACUUGGGGCCGAUAGGGGUGUCAAUAGGGAUGAAAAUGCAUAUGGUACAACUGUAUAUGAUAUUUUUGUAA